Aspergillus calidoustus is the source of this 366-nucleotide messenger RNA. NCBI's taxonomy places the organism in Eukaryota, Fungi, Ascomycota, Eurotiomycetes, Eurotiales, Aspergillaceae. The record is from the annotation of a GenBank genome assembly.
AUGUUGUACGAGUUGAUUGCGAUUGUCCGUCCGGGCAGCCUUCACGAGGUUCGAGAAAUCGCCCGUAACGCUGGCAUUCAAGUCCUGCGCUCCGGCGGCGUGGUCCGCGGAUACACCAACUGGGGAGUCUUUAUGCUUCCCAAGCCCACGACGAAACAUCAAGCUCGAUACAACGAGGGCCACCACUUUAUCAUGCGCUUCGAUGCCUCCGGUCCUGUCCAAACGUCCAUUCGCCGAACCCUAUCGCUCGAUCCCCGAAUGAUUCGCUUCUCAGUCGUCAAGCUCGGUGACAAGCUGGAAGAGGUUGGCGAUAUUUCGGGCCAGGUCCAAUGGAACAACAGGCGCAACUUGUCGGACUUGGUCUAA